UAAUUUCAGUGCGUGUUUGUCAGUUGCCACGGCUGCAGUCACUGUUCCACAGCUUAAACAUGAAACACAUUCUGGUUUUGUGGAAAGAUGAAGAAAAGUGUGACAUUCAUCCUAUAACUACAGUUGUUGAUGCGAGCAUAGGGCUGGAACUUAUGCGGGACCCGUGCGGCGCGUUGAAGCGGCUCCAGAGCAACUUCAUAGAAAUCAAGUGGGACGCAGCAAAGCCAGCGGCACCAGCCAAAAUCUUGGCCGUGGGGAACCUUGCCUCUAUGGAAAAAAAAAGAAACAACUGUGUGGCAGCAUGUGGCAACGUCCCAUCGAGUGAGAGCGAGGACAGGGAUGACGUGGUGGAGCAACUACAGGCCACUGUUGAGCGCCUUGAAAGUGAGCUGCAAAAAACGAAAGUGCAGCUCCAGCAAACGCAGGACUGUCUUGACUCCGCAAGGAUGGUCAAGCGCCUGAAGCUUAUUCUUGACAAAGCUGACAGUGGUGAGGCUGCUGAGCCUGUCGCAGUCGUGUCAGCGUUAAAAAGAACUUGUAUAGUCCUGAAUGAUCACCUAGCCAAAUUCAACACCAUUAUUUUGAAGGCUGUAAGAUACUUUCAGCCUGACACUCCAUCUGGCAUACACCUAUGACAUCAUGCUCAUCCAAGCCACUAGCAUGGUGGACCUUGGUGAAGGUAUUCUCCUUGAUGAUGGUACGCUCACACGACUGCGACGGGAUGCGAAGAACUCGGGAUCCAGGUUUGCCCGGGGUCUACUUAAAGUGCUGUUCACAGCAGAAGAGCUGGAGAAUAAGUCUCUUUUUGGGCGGCGUUCCAACGCUCACAAGGACGCCGCCCAAAAAGAGGCUUUAGAUCCAAGGCGUGUCAACGCUAUUCUAAGUAUGUGUGACAACACAGGCAACUGAAAUGUUUGCUUUCGUUGGUCAUUUGAAGUUAAAAUCUUGUGGAUUACUCCUGUGUGCUGUCCCGUCCAGAUACACUGACAAAUACAUGAGGCUAAACUAACUAUUCUUGCAUUUUCUCUUCCCUUAGGCUACACGGCAAGACACUUUGAUGCAACGACCGGUGAAAUAAAAAACUCGCUGUCCUCCUUGCUCGCUCGCGGGUUUUAAUGUAUCUAAAAGUGAAAAGUAAAUGUAAGUUUUC
Dermacentor silvarum is the source of this 1150-nucleotide messenger RNA. RefSeq lists its product as uncharacterized. The coding region runs from base 60 to 635 and encodes 191 amino acids. Lineage: Eukaryota; Metazoa; Arthropoda; Arachnida; Ixodida; Ixodidae. The transcript is spliced from 6 exons. The record is from RefSeq and is a predicted model, not a curated record. Gene Ontology annotation, molecular function: DNA binding.